GCCAAGACAUCCCUUGCGCCCCGAACAAGCGCACCGGCGGCUUCGUGAUCGGCGGUGUGAUUGCGCCCAUCUUUUUCAACACCAUGGAGGACUCUGGUGCACUGCCUUUGGAGAUGGAUGUCAAAGACAUGAACAUGGGCGACCUCAUCGAUCUGUGCGUCUAUGAGCAAGUCAUCAAGAAGCAUGGCACCGACGAGGUCCUCACCAAGUUCGACCUCAAGCACGGCUUGAUGCUGGACCAGGUGCAGGCGGGCGGCCGCAUCCCUUUGAUCAUCGGCCGUGGGCUCACCAACAAGGCCCGCGAGAGCCUGAACCUGGGCAUGUCCACCACCUUCAAGCAGAUGGCCCAGCCAGAUGUCAACGUGAAGGGCUUCACGUUGGCUCAGAAGAUGGUGGGCAAGGCCUGUGGCGUUGACGGGGUUGUCCCGGGAGCCUACUGCGAGCCCCGCAUGGGAACUGUGGGCUCUCAGGACACCACUGGGCCCAUGACCCGCGAUGAGCUGAAGGAUUUGGCCUGCCUGGGAUUCCAGGCAGACCUGGUGAUGCAGUCUUUCUGCCACACCGCCGCCUACCCAAAGCCCGUGGAUGUGAUCACGCAUCGCACCCUCCCGAAGUUCAUCGCGGACCGCGGCGGUGUUGCCCUGCGCCCGGGCGAUGGCAUCAUCCACUCCUGGCUCAACCGAAUGCUGCUUCCCGAUGAGGUCGGGACAGGCGGAGACUCGCACACCCGCUUCCCCCUGGGCAUCUCCUUCCCAGCCGGAUCCGGACUCGUGGCCUUCGGCGCCGCCACUGGGGUGAUGCCCCUGAACAUGCCCGAGUCGGUCUUGGUUCGUUUCAGCGGCAAGAUGCAGCCAGGAGUGACCUUGCGUGACUUGGUCCACGCCAUCCCUUACUAUGCCAUCAAGCAG
Molecule: messenger RNA, 908 nt
Organism: Symbiodinium necroappetens
Lineage: Eukaryota; Dinophyceae; Suessiales; Symbiodiniaceae
Source: the annotation of a GenBank genome assembly